Messenger RNA from Mya arenaria, 1793 nucleotides. RefSeq names its product glutamine synthetase 1, mitochondrial-like. Gene Ontology annotation, molecular function: glutamine synthetase activity. The record is from RefSeq and is a predicted model, not a curated record. The coding region runs from base 62 to 661 and encodes 199 amino acids. Gene Ontology annotation, cellular component: cytoplasm. Lineage: Eukaryota; Metazoa; Mollusca; Bivalvia; Myida; Myidae. The transcript has 4 exons.
GGACUCAUACCCAGACCAACGUAAUCUGCAGAACGAUUUGUUUGUUGGAAAUAACAGCGGCAUGGAGCGGACGUUUUUCGACACACUCUUACAUGCGUGCCUCUACGCCGGGCUGAAAAUGUACGGCGGCAACAGAGAGGGCUCUCCUUCUAUGUGGGAGUACCAAAUAGGACCUCUUCCGGGCUUGGAGGCAGCAGACCAACUUCUUCUCUCGCGUUACAUUUUAAUAAGGCUGGCAGAAUCCGUAGGCCUGUAUGUGAAAUUCGGCAACCCGGAAGUGUUAAAGUCUUGCGACGGCAGGAUCACGCUACACGCGAACUUCAGCACUAAAGAAUCUCGGGCGGAGGGGGGACUGAGGGUUCUUGAGAAAAUGGCUGAAAACAUUGAACGUCAUGACCAAGCCUUGAUUAUGAGCCACUAUGACAAUGCAGGAGGCGCCACCAUGAAAUGGUUUCUAUCAGGAAGAGCAUAUAUGCCAAGUUAUGACAAUUUUAAGUGCAAGGUGGGUAAUAAGGAUGACUGCAGCUUGCGGAUACCGGCGAUGGUGGCCCAUGCUGGAAAGGGCUACAUAGAAGAGCGACGGGCUACUGGCGACGCCAACCCUUAUGAUGUAUGUCGGGCCUUAACGGCGUCCGCCCUCUUUGAACCUGGGAGUUGGUAGGACUGCAGGCAUUUUGGAGUCGUUUUAAUAUCACAUUAUUGUAACCUUGGUUAUGAUUUCAAUUGACUUCGCCAUCAUGAAAAUAUACCAUGAUGUAUUUUUUAGAUGAUUAUUAUAAUAUUAUUGUAAAUGCUCAAUAUACAAAUAAUAACGUAUAACUAAUAAUUUCCGUAAGAUGGCCUACACCCAUUAGACAACACGUGGCAAUCAAAUUCAAGAAAAAGACAUCAGCGGGCAUUUUCAAAAUGAAUAAAAAUUAUCAAAUGAAAUACAAAGGCUAAAUAUCUAUUUAUGAUUGUUUCAAAUUUAUAUAUCAUUAACAUCUGUCGAACACAUACAACUACUUGUGGAAUUUUCGUCAAGUAUUUGUUUAGAAGUUACGACUUGGUAUUUUCUUUUAACAUUCUUAUACAGUGGUAGGUGCCGAUAUUGUCAGGACGCUGGCCGGGCAAAGAUUUAGAUUGUUACCUGUAGGUAGGGAUUGACCCAAUCAUAGGAGCUGCCAUGCCUUUGUACGCUACUGUUUCUGAUAAUAUCAGUAAAAUCUAGUAGUAUUUAAAUUACACGAUAAUUUAAGUACUUCUUCUAAGCAAAACUUUCCAAAGAUUUUUGCUAGCAUGCUAAAUUAAAUAUAGCAUUUUUACCAACUACACGUCACUGUGCCAUGCUAUAAUUCCCAUGUACAUACUCACUUGUUUUAAAUUGUCAGUUAUUUAUGCGCGUGAAGAACUAACCAGUGGUGUCGUUAGUGUGAUCAAUGCACACAGUGCUCUUAUCCAAUUUACUGUUUGUAAUUGUAUGCAUGAAUAUAAUAAGAAGCAGUCUUUGUAAAUACUUGUAAUAAUAUUGUACCUAUUUAUAACUUUAACACCAGCUGUUUGUUAUGUUCUGAUAUGUUAUGUAUGUCGGAAAAUAGCUCUUUGUUUCUUUGUUAGCAUAUACCCGACUUUAAAUAAAGAUUAUUGUAUCUAUUGUAUCUUGUAGCAUGUUUUAUUAUUAUAAAGUUCUAGUGUAAUGCAUUUUAUCAAGACAGUAUUAAUGUGUGCUCGUUACAUAGCGAUCUGUCAAGUAUUUUAGGCUGACAAUCAUAGAUUGAAUAGAAUAUCCCAUACGGGAUAAUAUCAUUUUGUAC